AAUAUAUUUAACAAUAAACAAAAUUAUUGAAUACAGACCCAACUAACAAAUGGCUUAGAGGGACCAGCAUUUUAUACAAGCUUACAAAUAAAUAAAAAUAGGUCUAUUAUGGCCAUUUUUUAUUUCUAAAAUCGCAUCAUUUUCAUGAAAAUAUAUAUAUUUAGUUUUGAGUAUCUUAUCGAACGUUGUCGCCUUCGAAUACAAUGAAAAUAAAAAUCUUAUCCAAGCGUUUGUAUCGUCAGGGUCUUUUAAGAAUUUAAAAUUUAUGGUUGACACCAUGCCCAAAGUAUAACGUAAAAAAAAAAAAAAGAAAACACUGGUUUCACGUUACACAGCAUCGACAGUGAGAUCAUACUUCUCAUUAGCGGACGUGCUUUUGAAUAGUUUAGAUAACAUUCAGUUCAACGGGAACCAUUUAUGUUAAGUCUUGAAAAUAAUUUAUUUUAUAAGUGUGGUGGAUAAUUUAAUAUAAAUGACAUUUUUUAAAUAAAUGAAUUAAGUAAAUGUAUAUAAUAAUCUAAGUUAUAAACAAGAAAAUUAAUAUAUUAACUCUACGACAUAAAUAUGGAUAAAGUAAUUAAAAAAGGAAUUAAUACAUUUGUAUUUACGACAUGUUUUAAAUUGUUAAAUCAAAAAGAAUGGAAAAAAUCAAAUGCCUUCAAAAUAGAAAAUGUUUCUGAUAUAGAUUUUAAUAUUUCGGUUAAAUUGGAUAACAGUGAAAAAUAUAUUAUUGCCGCAGUAUCAAAAAGUGGUGAUGACAGCAGGCAGGCAGUUUCGAUUAUUAAAUUAACUACAGUUAAUGGGACGGUAUCAACUCAGCGUAUAUUUGAUUGGAAAACACAUGUAGUUUUCAAUGAAAUCUUACUGCCCGUUAGUUUUGAUGCAUGUGGCGAUGACAGAACUGAAAGCUUUAAUAUUCGCUCGUGCUUAAUCGGCAAGAACUGGCACUAUUAUCAUGUCACAAUAGUUUGUUCAAUAACCUGGCACGGAUUCGUUGAUGAUUUGUAUUUUCCAGAUAUGUGUAAACAUAUGAAAAAUAAUUAUAAAAACACUGAAUUCAGUGAUAUGGUAAUUAAAGUUAAAGACACUGAAUUUCCUGCUCACAAAAAUAUAAUUGCUAACCAGAGUCCAGUGUUUUAUAAGAUGCUCACCACUAAAAUGAAAGAAUCUAUAGAAAAUUCAAUUACCUUUGAGGAUAUUGACAUUGAUAUCAUGGAAGAAUUACUUUUAUUUUUUUACCAGGGUAAAUUAGACAAAGCUGAAGUUGAUGAUAAAGUUGCAUUGAAAUUAUUUGAAUUUGCAGAAAUGUACCAAAUUGAUAAAUUGAAAAGUACUUGUGAAUUUAUAGUGAUUAAAAAUUUAACAAUGUAUUUAAUGUUUAUGAAGCAGGCAAAAAUAACAAUUCAGUGAUAUUGCAACAACAUGCGAUAGCAUUUAUUGGAAUAAAUGCCGAGGCCUUAAUUUGGGAAGCAAAAUAAUUGCUCGCAAAAAGAUAAGAGAUGAAUGCGCAUCGACCAGGGUUCGAAACUUGCCGAGGGCAAAAAUAAUUUUUCACGAGUUCCUUUUUUUUUUAUCAAUAUAAUUAAGAUAUUUCUAUAUAUGAAACUCAAAUUUAUAUCUAUAUCAUAUAUAUAUAUUACUAUUACUAUAUAAAUUUGUUUACUUAAUAAGUUUUUGAUAAAAUAAAUUUUCUAUCGCAAAUAUUGUUUAUUUUUUCAUAAAAAAAUUUUAGUUUUAAAAAAAAUGAUAGUAAAUUUUUUAAAAUAAUUGUCGAAUUAUUUAAACAAAAUUACGAUCUUUAAAUUUUAUUUCACGCCCUUAUUUAUUUAUUUAGAAGAAUUACUGCGGACUUUUUCUACAGAUUUUGCCGUAAGGAAUUCGCUGAAGGGUUUUUGUAGGGUGAGUUGCUUAAGACAAUGCUACUAAAGACAUAAUACUAUAAUUUACUAAAUUUAACCU
Microplitis mediator is the source of this 1959-nucleotide messenger RNA. RefSeq names its product TD and POZ domain-containing protein 3-like. Lineage: Eukaryota; Metazoa; Arthropoda; Insecta; Hymenoptera; Braconidae. The record is from RefSeq and is a predicted model, not a curated record. Gene Ontology annotation, biological process: proteasome-mediated ubiquitin-dependent protein catabolic process; regulation of proteolysis. The transcript has 2 exons. Gene Ontology annotation, cellular component: cytoplasm. Gene Ontology annotation, molecular function: ubiquitin protein ligase binding. Bases 565 to 1410 code for a protein of 281 amino acids.